GCGCGGAUGUGCAUUCAGCUCGUGUCUGAGAGGAGGAGGAGAAGAAGAAGAAGAAAACCGCCACCGGCUCCAGCCAGCUGUUAAAAUAUUCAUUAAACAGCAGAUAUCUGACGGCCCGGUGUGUCUUCGAGGUUAUGGGCAGGACGCUGCUCUGAGGGAGGGUCCAGCAGCACGACUUGACAUUUUACCCGCGGAAAUAAUGAUGAAGAAGGAUAUUAACUUGAGCCUGGCGGACGACGCGGACCUCAAACCACACCUCCGCGACGCCGAGAGCAUCCUGAACUCCCCGGACCUGGGGCUGCUCAAGCUGGCCUCCCCGGAGCUGGAGAGGCUCAUCAUCCAAUCCAACGGAAUGGUCACCACGACGCCGACCAGCUCCCAGUUCCUCUACCCGAAGACGGUGACGGACGAGCAGGAGUUCGCCGAGGGCUUCGUGAAGGCGCUGGAGGACCUGCACAAGCAGAACCAGCUGAACGGAGCCGGACAGACCAACAGCAACAUGGACCUCGGCGCUAACAUCGCUCCGGUCAACGUGCAGCCGGACCUGCCGGUGUACACGAACCUCAACAGUUACGGCAGUGGACCGCUGGGAACCACUGUCAACUACUCCACGGACACGGUCCCUUUCCCGCCUCCUCCGUCACAUCAUCUGGGGACAGCCCCGCCGCAGUCGGAGCUUUCUCGGGUCCAGCCGCUGAAGGAGGAGCCUCAGACGGUUCCCGACGUACAGAGCUUCGGAGAAAGUCCGCCGCUGUCUCCCAUCGACAUGGACAGUCAGGAGCGCAUCAAAGCCGAGAGGAAGAGGCUCAGGAACCGGAUCGCAGCCUCCAAGUGUCGGAGGCGCAAACUGGAGCGGAUCUCUAGGCUGGAGGACAAGGUCAAAACGCUGAAAAGCCACAACACCGACCUGGCCUCGACGGCGGGCCUGCUGAGGGAGCAAGUGGCCCAGCUGAAGCAGAAAGUCCUCACCCACGUCAACAGCGGCUGCCAGCUGCUGCCACACGAAGUUCAAGUGCACUAGUCGGAGGGACAGAGCUGCAGUGGGGCUACUGACCAGCAUAUAAGCUUCAUGGACUUGGAUAAUGUUGGUUUUCCUGUAUGUAGCCUAGUCCAGAUGUGUGCCGUUUCCAGGGAUGAAUGCCAGGCCACGUAGGCCAAACUGGAGACUACAUUAAUAACUGGCCUUUUCAAAACGCCUUUUAGGACUAGCAACAUGUAAACAUACCUGGUAAACACACUUUAACAUGGUGGAUAAGGAAAUUCUGUUAUAAGUCAAAGGUAAAUUUGGACAAGCUGUAUUUUUUAUUCCUACAGCAAUUUCCAGAUUCACUACUGCCCGAUGGAAAGAUCAAAUCAGUGUCUUGGAUUUUUUUCAGUAAACAUUAGUCAGUUGGUUUAUUUGAUUUAGGCUGAAAUGAAAGGCCUUUAAUAUAUUCAGCGUGUCUAAUCCUGUUCUACCUGGUGUGUAUGUUUACUGGUGAACAAGGCAGCAUUAACCUGCCAGUGUUUUUAAGGCUUCCCUGAUGGGAGACAGAGGCACUUACAUGAGCUCUAUGUUCAACUUUGAUGACAAAGACGCGACACACGUCCAGAUUUUCUUCUGUAAAAAUGUUUACCGACUGUCAUCUAACAGUCUUCAACCUGGACCAAACAGACUGACUAUAUUUCUACAAUAAUAUGCACAUUUAUGACACAGAUAUGCUUAAUAUAUGAGGAAUUGGCUGUAAGAAAAUUGCAUAUACACCCACAUUUGAUAUGUAACAGAUAAUCUACAAAUGUAGUCUAUAUAUCAUGUAUUUCUGUAGGGAAUAAUUUGCAUGUUGUUGACAAACUCGAAUGUUGCCCACAGCUGGGUGUCACAGGGCGCAAUUAAUCAGUGUUUAUUAUCUUUAACCUUUACACACAUGUAUUUGUCUAUUUUUACUCUACUGUGUCCCUAUUUCAGUGUGUUCUUGUUUCAAAUGUGAAGACUCGUAACAUUUCUUUUGCACUGACUGUUGCUAUCACCUCUAGCCUACAGUUAUUUGGCUUCAUGCCGUUGUGUUCUGAAUUAAAUGCUGCUCGGCAAUAAACACUGUUUCCUCUA
This is a messenger RNA of Amphiprion ocellaris (clown anemonefish), 2086 nucleotides long. RefSeq names its product transcription factor JunD-like. Bases 200 to 1021 code for a protein of 273 amino acids. The transcript has a single exon. Gene Ontology annotation, cellular component: transcription regulator complex. Gene Ontology annotation, biological process: regulation of cell population proliferation; regulation of transcription by RNA polymerase II; regulation of cell cycle. NCBI's taxonomy places the organism in Eukaryota, Metazoa, Chordata, Actinopteri, Pomacentridae. Gene Ontology annotation, molecular function: transcription factor binding; DNA-binding transcription factor activity, RNA polymerase II-specific; RNA polymerase II cis-regulatory region sequence-specific DNA binding. The record is from RefSeq and is a predicted model, not a curated record.